GGACCAUCAGCUCCCAAAGAAAAAAAAAACUGUGGAGGGGGAAAAGCAACCCAAUCCUAGGUCACGCCGCCCAUCCACACGGCACUGAAAUUCCCGGCCCUUCUCGCCUCCCCGCCAGCCGACGACGGCGUCCACCGCGGGCGGCGGCGGCGGCGGUCCGAGAAGAAAUAGCCGCCGUGCAGGCGCAUUACCCGUCCUCAUCCAACCGGGCCCAGCGGAAGGGGAGGAAAAGGCGAAGGCGGGGGGGUAAGUCAACCGACCCUCCUCGCCGCCUGAUCGUUCGCUCCCGCCACCACCGAUGCUGCGGCGCCGGCCAUGGCGUCGGCGCUGCUCUCAUACCUGCAGGCCCUGUGGCCGUUCUCUGCCCUCCUGAGGGAGGAGGACGACCUACGCGCGUCAGCGCGGCUGAUCGGGCCGCUCUCUGUGCCGGAGGAGACGAAGCAGUUCGUGCUCGCGCUCCGGGAGCCUGGCGGGUCGACGCAGGACCCGCACCGGGACGGCGCCGGCGUGAUCUACAUCCUCGCCGCGCAGAACCUGUCGGAGCAGUCCGCCUCGGACGCCGAGCGCCUGAUCAGGGAGGUGCGGCCGAGGGCCGUGGUCACCCAGGUCGCGCGCACGGCCCUCGAAGACGUCCGGAUCGAGGAGGAUUGCCUGGCCGGCAGUGGAAGCGGGGGCGUGCCGGUACCGGCGUCGCCGUUUCAGGUGAUCAAGCGGUGCGUCACGGAGAAGAGGAGCAAGGACCAGUACGUGAAGGCUGCCGCGUGCCAGGUCCUGCAGGAGAUUUUUGGGGUCGGGUUCUAUGGCCAUCUGCUUGCUGCCAAGAGAGCUGCAGAGGAGACGGGUUCGUGUUUUCUAUUGCUUGAGUCUCCGUAUGAGAGGAAUUGUGGUGGGGGUGGAUCGGUCAGCCGGAACAGCACUACAGAUAAUAACUCAGCUCAGCCAUUACAGGCUAGUUGCUCGCUAGCUCACAGCACCAUGGAUGAUGACUCAGGUUUGCAAUUGCAGGCUAACUGCUUGAUCCCCAGGAGUGCCAUGACCUCCCAUGGUAGCAAGAUAUGCCUUAUGGAUGAUAAUGGAGGACAGCUCUUGAAGUCACUGGCACCAACUCUUAAUUUCUUGAUGUCCCAAGCAGUCCCUUCCAAUGCUGCUACUGAGUACAGGCCAUCUGAAUGCAAGCCGGCUGACAGAUAUGAGGCUCCACAGUUUGCUCAGUCUGUCUACCCUUUACUUGCUGAUCUUUAUCAUAUAUUUGUCGAUAUUCCGUCUAUUGGUAAGGCUAUGGCUUCUGCUCAGAAGUUGCUUACUCAAGUUCACGAGGGGGAGCCAAUCAGCAGUGAUAUGCUAUCUGAUGUGUACGUAUUUAGAAUUGCAAUAGAGGCCCUCAGGAUGGGUUUAAACAAUGCAGCAAGGUCCCAUAUUGAUACCAGAGAUAAACAUGGUUCAAAAGAUCUGGAUUUUUCAGAUCUCCAAUCUGAUGAGAAGUGCCACAUUCUUCUUGCGCAAGCUCUCAGGAGUCAACUAAGAGAGUUUGGUUCUGUGGUGGCUAUAGUUGACGCGAGCUGCUUAGCUGGAAUAAGGAGACAUUGGAACACCCCUGUUCCUUCAGAGAUUACUCAAUUAGCUAGCAGAUGCUUCAAUCACUAUGGUGCUGAAAAUGAUGACAAAAUUGAGGUACCUUCAGCAGACAGCACUGAUAAAAAAAGUUGGAUAUCUGAGAAACCUGUGGUUGCUGUUGGUGCAGGAGGUACAGCACUCUUGGGCUUUUCAUCAUUGUCAAAAUCUCUUCAGGCUUCUGCCUUCCUUAAGCUCGCCCCUUACAAAAGUCCAGUGGUUCUAAAGUAUGCAUUGAUGCAGCUACAAAGACAUGCUGCUAUUGUAUUAAGCAAGAUGCUCCCUCACGGGUUUGUUACUGCUGGCUCAAAGGCUUCUGCUUUGCAGUUCACGGCUUCAGCAGAGAAGAUCCGAGCGGUGGCACACACUGUAAUAUCAUCAGCUGAGAGAACAAGCUUACUGGCUAUGCGAACUUCAUUCUACGAAAUAAUGCAGAAGAGGCACAGGCAGCCUUUCAGAAUAACUCCUUGGGCAACAUUUGGCUGCAGCAUGGUUGCAUGUGCUGGCCUUGUGAUGCAUGGAGAUGGGAUCGAGUGUGCAGCCGAGGCAGCACCUUCUGUUCCCAUGAUUGCUUCUCUGGGCCGUGGCCUUGAGAGCUUACGUCUCACAUCCCAGGAGGUGAGACAAACAAAGGGCCAAAAUGUGAAAGAAGCUUUGCGAGCAUUAAUGAACAGCUUGAAGAAAUCAGCAAAAUAAAGGGCCAACAGUUCACAACUGGAGCUGUAUGGAUUUUUGUCUUGUGAUUUGGGGGCAAGACUAAAAUUAUCAUGAGCUGUGAAGUGCACUUUUCUGUUUGCCAAGAUAGUGAAAUUAUGUGAUUGUGCUUUGUGGGCGUGGCUAGCUUGAGCUUAGGGAGCACUUGAGUGAGAUGAGUGUGUUUUUUUAUUGACUUUCUGUACAUACAUACAAGAUAUAAUGUUCUUAUUGGUAUGAAAAAUAAUUCAAUAAGAUUUCAAUGACCUAUGGCAAA
Messenger RNA from Sorghum bicolor (sorghum), 2581 nucleotides. RefSeq lists its product as uncharacterized. The record is from RefSeq and is a predicted model, not a curated record. Lineage: Eukaryota; Viridiplantae; Streptophyta; Magnoliopsida; Poales; Poaceae. Bases 316 to 2307 code for a protein of 663 amino acids. The transcript has a single exon.